AUGGAGGAAAUAUCUUCGAGUGUUGCAGUACCGUUUACGCUUGGAAAUUUGAUUCAGAAAGAUGCUGCGGUUACGACUCAUAUGGAGAUAACUGGAUUAAAGCUUAUGGCGAAUACUGCGGCAGCUUUGAUGUUAAAUCCUGCAGGUGGAAAUGAAAGUCACGCUGAUGUUAGUCUGCAACGGAAAAUGAUGGUAUCUGCGGAGGUAAAGGAGAAUCAAGUUGGAGUUGUUUCGGAAAUGGUGAUUGAGUGCGAGAGUAAUUGGGUUUUGAGUGAAAGCGGUAAGCAGACAAAUAAGGAAGAUGAAAUCAUGUUAGCUGUGGAUUUUCAGUGUCUGCGUGAUUCGGGCUCUCGAUCUGGGGCCGAUUCGCCAAUAAUUGUGACGGUUGGUGAUGAUAUUCAUGGAAACUUUAGUAGUAUAAACGAGGUGCUUCCGGGGCUAAAGCCAGAGCAGAAUACGGUUUCUAUUGCAAUGGAUGUUGAGAGUGAAAGUCGAUAUACAUCAGAAGAGGCUGAUCCAAAUCUAUCUGCUAUGAUUCUUGAUCAGUUGCCUGUGGAGAACAAAACGUCGAGAACAAGUAACCAGAAUGGGUUAGAAUUGAGUAAUGGUCCUCUUUGGGGUUUCUCGUCAAUUUGUGGAAAUAGACCAGAGAUGGAAGAUGCUAUUGCUGUUAAACCUCAACUUUUUCAAGUCCAUUCGCGGAUGCUUAUGGACGAUGAACACGUAAAUGAAAACUCAAAAUACUCACCAGCCCAUUUUUUCAGUGUCUAUGAUGGACAUGGGGGCUUUCAGGUUGCUAAUUACUGUCGGGAGCGUCUUCAUUCAGUAUUGAUUGAAGAGAUUGAAGCUCAACAAUCGAGUUUGGCAGAAACAAAUGGGAGAAAUGAUUGGCAGGAAGAUUGGAAGAAAGUAUUCUUCAACUGUUUUCAGAAAGUAGAUGAUGAGGUUGGAGGAAUCGGUGCAGGUAGUAGUGGAAGUAACGGCGGGGGAUCUGAGUCUAUCAUUGAACCUAUUGCUCCUGAGACUGCUGGUUCGACUGCAGUGGUUGCAAUUUUAAGUCAAACCCACAUAAUAAUUGCAAACUGUGGGGAUUCAAGAGCUGUCUUGUAUCGCGGGAAAGAAGCUAUGGCGUUGUCUGCUGACCACAAACCGAAUCGAGAGGAUGAGAGAGCAAGAAUAGAAGCUGCAGGAGGAAGAGUCAUACAUUGGAAAGGAUACCGAGUUCUUGGUGUCUUGGCGAUGUCAAGGUCCAUAGGUGAUAGAUACUUGAAACCAUGGAUAAUUCCAGAGCCAGAAGUUAAUAUUAUGCAGAGAGAGAAAAACGAUGAAUGUCUAAUUAUAGCAAGUGAUGGUUUAUGGGAUGUAAUAACAAAUGAAGAAGCCUGUGAAGUUGCAAGGAAGAGAAUCCUUCUUUGGCACAAGAAAUAUGGCGACAACGGAACAACAGUAUAUGACAAAGGAGAAGGAGGAGUUGAUCUUGCAUCUCAUUCUGCUGCAGAGUAUCUAUCUAAACUCGCCCUCCACAGAGGAAGCGGCGAUAACAUCUCUAUAAUUGUGAUAGAUUUAAAGGCUGUGAGAAAAUUGAAGAGAAAGACAUAA
Molecule: messenger RNA, 1599 nt
Organism: Lathyrus sativus (Indian pea)
Lineage: Eukaryota; Viridiplantae; Streptophyta; Magnoliopsida; Fabales; Fabaceae
Source: the annotation of a GenBank genome assembly